AUAAGUAAAGGAAAAAAAGUAUUAAUUGUUGAUGAUCUACUAGCGACUGGAGGGACAUAUUUGGAGUUUAUCAAAAUGUGACAGCUAUGCGUGCGAUGAAUGAUUUACUUAUUGAUCAUGUUAAAUCAUUGAAAAAUGUUGAUGUAAUCGUAGGAUUGGAUUCACGUGGUUUUCUUUUAGGACCAAUAUUAAGUACUGAGCUCGGAAAACCUUUUGUUCCUAUCAGAAAGAAAGGAAAAUUACCAGGAAAUAUUAAACGCGAGAGUUAUACUUUAGAGUAUGGUGAGGCUACAGUUGAAAUCCAAACAGACAGUAUAAGUAAAGGAAAAAAAGUAUUAAUUGUUGAUGAUCUACUAGCGACUGGAGGAACUAUGUCAGCUGCCAUUAAAUUAAUUGAAGCGAUUGGCGCCGAAGUUGUUGAGUGCAUUGUAUUAAUGGAAUUAAAUUCACUUAAUGGCCGAUCAAAAAUAUCAGUACCUGUAUUUUCAUUAAUCCAGUACAAUUAAUAAAAAUAUUUAAUCUCGUGAUAAAUUUUAUAAAUUUACAUUCCAAUGUAAAUGUUUUUAUAACCAAUUGUCUUUUUCUACAAUUUAUAUCUCAAUUUUAAAUAAAUUAAAAAUUAAUAUCUCA
Molecule: messenger RNA, 630 nt
Organism: Microplitis demolitor
Lineage: Eukaryota; Metazoa; Arthropoda; Insecta; Hymenoptera; Braconidae
Product: adenine phosphoribosyltransferase-like
Exons: 4
Coding region: 87-506 (139 amino acids)
Biological process (GO): AMP salvage; adenine salvage
Cellular component (GO): cytoplasm
Molecular function (GO): adenine binding; AMP binding; adenine phosphoribosyltransferase activity
Source: RefSeq, a predicted model, not a curated record